Molecule: messenger RNA, 1535 nt
Organism: Leptonychotes weddellii (Weddell seal)
Lineage: Eukaryota; Metazoa; Chordata; Mammalia; Carnivora; Phocidae
Source: RefSeq, a predicted model, not a curated record
ACAGGUCCGGGAGGAGACCCGCAAGGAAGCAGGCUGCCAGAGCCCAAGGUGCGGCGGGCAGGCGUGGAGCUCAGCCUGGCCAGAAGGAGCCGGCCGGGGGCAGCCCAAGGCCAGGGUCUCCCCGGAGGAAGCAGGCAGAGCGCAGGAGACACCUAGAGGAGCUGGGGGAGCAGGGGCGGAGCUCCGCAGAGAGGACCUUCGAGGGGAAGAGGAAGAGAGAUGGGAGGGCUUCCCUCAAGAAGCAGAGAGCUCCCCCAAAGAAGGAAAAGGAGGUGUCAAGGAAGGAGGAGAUGUGGAAGCAGCCAAAGGAACACAGGUCACCCUCCUUGGCCUCCAGUGCUUCUGGAGCGGAGACUCUGUCAGAGGAGGAACGGGCCCGGAUCCUGGAGCAGGUAGAAGACAAGAAGAAGCUCAUUGCCACCGUGCGGAACAAGCCCUGGCCCAUGGCGAAAAAGCUUAGGGAGCUCAGGGAGGCCCAAGAAUUUGUGGAGAAGUACGAAGGAGUCUUGGGAAAGGGGAAAGGCAAGCGACUCUAUGCCUAUAGGAUGCUGGUGGCUAAGAAGUGGGUCAAGUUUAAGAGAGACUUUGAUAAUUUCAAGACUCAAUGUAUACCCUGGGAAAUGAAGAUCAAGGACAUUGAAAGUCACUUUGGUUCUUCUGUGGCAUCAUAUUUCAUCUUUCUCCGAUGGAUGUACGGAGUUAACCUCGUCCUUUUUGGCUUAAUAUUUGGUCUCGUUAUCAUCCCAGAGGUACUGAUGGGCGUGCCCUAUGGGAGUAUUCCCAGGAAGACAGUGCCUCGGGCUGAAGAAGAAAAAGCCAUGGAUUUUUCUGUCCUUUGGGAUUUUGAGGGUUACAUCAAGUAUUCUGCUCUCUUCUAUGGCUUCUACAACAACCAGAGGACUAUCGGGUGGCUGAGGUACAGGUUGCCCAUGGCGUACUUUAUGGUGGGGGUCAGCGUGUUCGGCUAUAGCCUGAUGAUUGUCAUUAGAUCGAUGGCCAGCAAUACCCAGGGCAGUGCAAGCGAUGGGGAGAGUGCUAACUUCACAUUCAGCUUCAAGAUGUUCACCAGCUGGGAUUACCUGAUUGGGAAUUCAGAGACAGCCGACAACAAAUACGCCUCCAUCACCACCAGCUUCAAGGAAUCAAUAGUGGAUGAACAAGAGAGUAACAAAGAAGAAAAUAUCCAUCUGACAAGAUUUCUCCGGGUCCUGGCCAACUUUCUUAUCAUCUGCUGUUUGUGUGGAAGUGGGUACCUCAUUUACUUUGUGGUGAAACGAUCCCAGGAAUUCUCCAAAAUGCAAAAUGUCAGCUGGUAUGAAAGAAAUGAGGUAGAAAUUGUGAUGUCCCUGCUUGGUAUGUUUUGCCCCCCUUUGUUUGAAACCAUUGCUGCCCUGGAGAAUUAUCACCCACGCAUUGGACUGAAGUGGCAGCUGGGACGCAUCUUUGCACUCUUCCUGGGGAACCUCUACACAUUUCUCUUGGCCCUGAUGGAUGAUGUUCACCUCAAGGAAGUUCUCUGUGGCCCCAUGGUCUGA